UGCAAAGAAAAGAUUGCCACGACGCCGCCGCCGACGACGACGACGACGACGUGGACGUCCGCUUCGGCGCUGUUCCUCCCUCCCUCCUCCUCGAGGAGCCCGCGGCGCCCCCCAGCGGAGGCAGCUCCCCGGUGAGGGGCUUCGGGGGCGCGUGGCGACCCAGGUGGCCAGCCACGCCGCGCGCCCCUCCGCGCUCCGCGCGGUGGGAGGCGAUGGACGCGCUGCUCCAGCGCCGCAGGGACGCUCCGAGCGCGCGGGCCGCGCGCGCCGACGGCCUCGCCGCCGCCGCCUGCUUGCUCUCCGCCCUGCAGGCCGGCGUCGGCACCCAGCUGAGGCUCCAGUCCCCCGAGGGCGGCCUGAGCAGUGCCACCAGGACAGUCACGUUGACAUUGGAGGCCCUCCUCCUGGCCGUCUUCUGUGCCGACUUUCUCCUGCGCGCGAGGUCGCGGCGCCUUUGCUCCGCCGGCGCGCUCUUCGACGCCAGUGUCGGCCUCUGCGACGCCGCCGCGCUGGCGCUCGAACCGCUGCCGCGGGCGCGGGCCGCGGCCCUGCGGGGCGCUCUGCGUUCCUCGCGCGCCCUGCGGCUGCUGCGCGUGCCGCCGCUGCUGGCGGCCGAGGGCGACUGCUGGCCGGGCGCUCCCUAUUUCCAGGCCGUGGCCAAGGCAGCGGCGUGGGCAGCACUCGCGCUGGCCCUGGUCGCCGUCGCGGGGGCCCUGUUCUGCGCGAGCGGCCUUGGCCUUGGCGACGCCUGCGGCCCCGACGGCGACUGCCUGGGUGAUUACUUCGGCUCUCUGGGCCGGAGCCUUCUGACCCAGCUGGACCUGCUCUUUUUUGAGGGCUGGGGAUCCGCCGCCGGCCUCAUGCUGGACGCCUCCUGGGCGUGGUCUCUGUACAUCUUUGGGGCCGCGGUGCUCGCCCGCUUCGCGCUGCUCCGAGGCCUCACAGGCGUGUCCUGCGGGUAUGCUCUCCGAGUAGCCCGCGGACGUCCCACGCGCACCGAGCCGGACCUGGGCCGCGAGCAGUUCCGCGAGGGCCUCCGGCUGCUGUUCGAGCGGUUCCACCCGCAGGGGGCGCGCGUCGGCCUUGGCGAGUGUCUCGACAUGCUGACGUCGAAGGCCGCCAGGCCGCUGCUGCGAGCGAUGAGGGUCUCGCAGCCCACGUCCCCCGCCGCCGUGGCGGCGGCGUACGACAUAGAUGGCAAGGGCUUCGUUACGGUGGAGGACUGGGUCGGCGGCACCCUCCGGCUCAGGGACACGUCGGCCUCCGGAUGCUCCCGCGCCCUGCAGGAGCACACUUUGCGGGGCAGCGUCGCGCUGGCCUCCGCCGCGCGGGAGGCAGAGCACGAGCUGGAGCAGGCCAUGAAGGAGGCCGUCAAGCGCGCGGGUGGCGAGAUGCUGGGCUACGCGGACGGGCUCCGCGAAACGAUCCGCGAGGAGUUUAGCAAAGGAUCUCCGAGCAGCCUGCGGGAGCUGGACUCGUUCAUGGGUAACUCCCCCGCCGAGUCUCCAGAGGUCGCCGGCCUAUGCGCGCAGCUGGAGGCGUGGGCGGCCGUGCUGAGUGUGGCCGCGCGCGGAGCUGCCCCCUCGGAGCCGCUGCCCGCGGCGUGCCAGAGCCUAAGCCUGGCGCAGGUGGACGUCUCCUUGCAGACCGACGACGAGGCGGCAGAGGUGCCGGCGGCGGCGGCGGCCUGGCCCCCGCCGCCCUGGAACUGGCCGGCCGACGAGGAGGGCUGCGCCCGCGAGGCCGCCCGCCGCGAGUCGCCCACCCCCGCAGCCGCCGCGGGCGCCGCCGAAGGCGCCGCCCCAGGCGCAGCCGCCGCGGGCGCCGCCGCAGGCGCCGCGGAAGGUGCCGCCGAAGGCGCCGCCGAAAGCGCCGCCCCAAGCGCAGCCGCCGCUGCCGCCGAAGGCGCCGCCGCGCCCUCCUGCGGGCCCGACGCCGCGGCCGCGGCAGGGCGGGCGCCGCCGCCCGCGGGCACCCUGGCGAGGUCCGCGCUGCGGUCCGCGGCCGGGCCGCAGCUGCGGGCCGCGCGGUCGGCCUCGCGCGAGCGGCCAGCGCAGCAGGUGCGCCUCGUUGAGCCGAGCCAGUGGGGCCCCGGGAUCGGCCAAGCGAUGCUCGGAGAUCUCCGGAGCGAACGAGCCGACGCGCGGCGGGCCGUCCUGCGGCUCGGGGUGCAGUCUGCGCUCGAGGCCUUCGCCGAGGAGCACGGCUGCAGACCGGCCGCGGCGCUGGGCGGGGGCACUCCUGGGCCCGGGCGCGAGCAGCCGGCGGCCUCGCCGCGUGCGCGGCGCCCCGGCCCCGGGCGCCUGGCAGUGCUGGGGCGCCUGAGGCGCCAGUACGCCUCCAGCGUGCUCUCCGCCUCGUAG
Messenger RNA from Prorocentrum cordatum, 2363 nucleotides. Lineage: Eukaryota; Dinophyceae; Prorocentrales; Prorocentraceae. The record is from the annotation of a GenBank genome assembly.